Molecule: messenger RNA, 714 nt
Organism: Pyrenophora tritici-repentis Pt-1C-BFP
Lineage: Eukaryota; Fungi; Ascomycota; Dothideomycetes; Pleosporales; Pleosporaceae
Product: DUF3605 multi-domain protein
Biological process (GO): N-acetylglucosamine metabolic process
Cellular component (GO): cytoplasm
Source: RefSeq, a predicted model, not a curated record
AUGCCCCAACUCCCCACUCUAGACGAAUCCUCCCUUCCGUCCAUCUUCCAAGCCGAAUGGCGUUCAAAUCCUGACCCAACGGCUCUCCCCUUCCCGCGCUCUAACCCCCCAUUCGCCCUCACCGCAAUAGACUGGCAUCAACUCUCGCUCUCGGACUCGGAUUUCACACCGCAUACCUGGCCAAACCUCCAGUAUCUAAUUUCCACCAACCGCCUCGAAGAGCUCAAACGCUGGCCCAGCUCCCUCAAAGCGUAUCUAGCGUGGACUGCGCACGUUAAGCAGAAGUACGGGAGCGUGAUGACAUAUCUACUGCACCAGCGCUUGUACUGGGAACCCUUAGCAGAAGAUGAGAGUGGGGGAACGGGUGCAUUGCGCUUUGCGGUGAGAAAUGACACUCCGUUUGCGGAUCCGGACGACUACAAGAUUCUAAGGAAUGAUUGGACGUAUGCGCUGGAGGGGAUUUCGCAUAUUGUGGUGUGGCUGAAGCAGCGGCUGCCGGUUGAUGAGAAAGGUGCGUUGAAUGAGGAGGGAAAGGCAUUGGUGGAUGCAUUUGUGAAGAGAGAGUUUAGGGAGAAGGGCCGGGAGGGGGAGGUGGGGAGUAGGGUUAUUUGGUUCAAGAAUACUACUGAUUUGCAGAGUGUGAGGAGUUUGGAGCAUGUGCAUGUUUUGGUCAGGGGGGUGGAUGAGGGGGUGCUGGAGGGGUGGUUGGUUUAG